CGAAGACUUUAAAAAUUCACCAUGCCAGAAAAACUUUCAAAAGUUGUGUCAAGAAACCAAUAUCGUGUGUACAAUAUUUAUUAGAGGAAUGCCAUUGUUUGGUGCGUGAGAAACGAAAUUAAUCGAGUAUUUAAUCGGUAGAUAAAAGUAUUUUUUAUAGGACUUAUAGUUUUUUUUUCAUGAGAAACUAUGAUGUGGUUCUGUCAAUUCUGUGUUUGUUGUUCCACGUGGUUGUGUUAAAUGAUAAUUAUUUAGGGAUUAAUAAUGCUAUUAAUACAGGUUAGCUAUUUUUGAUCAUAUUUAUGCAGUGUUCAUGUAUGAAAAUCCAUAAUUACUAUGGGAAUAUACUUCAAAUGGGCUGGGAAAUUGAUCAUUCAAUUCCUUGCAAAUUACAUUUUAAUUUUGCUUUCAGGCAAAUUCGAAAAUUUAUGCAGUGGAUUGUGUUCUCCAUCCCCUGGGUAACAAGUCAUAAUCUCUGUGUUUUGAUGUUAAAACCCUACCCCAUUAUCAAAAAAGUUAUCCCAAAUUUUUGUUUCCCUCUCUAUUUCUCCCUUACCCCCAAACUGUCAAUUAGAGAGAUGGGAGGGGCCGAGGAUUGCCACCCACCUUCCAUGUGCCCACAUGCAGCACCUCCUGUCAAAAGUAGCAUAUCUGGUUGAAGUUUCAAGGGGGUACAGCCAGAAAGAUUUAUGUUCUGAUGCUAAUAUGGGAACUAGCCUUUUGGUCAUUAUUAAAGCCUUUUGGUCAUUAGGCCGAUGGAAGUAAGGUACCGUAUCAGUUUACCAUCACCUAAAAUUUCAAAAGUUGAUGCAGAUAUUUUUCAUUGUUUUUCACGAUUUGAAUUUGUUAAAUUUUGAGCUAAAAAUUUGAAUUUUGACCGAAAUGCUAGAAUUUUGCUAGCUUCCGAGCUAUCAGCUUUGACUCUGUUUCGCUGUGGAUUCACCAACUGUAUAAACAAAGUCAGUAUUUGCCAAACAUUUCAUUGAAGAAAAUUGGAAGUUAACCCCCUUACCCCUGUGGAUGUCCUAAUACACUUAACUAUUAUCGGAAAUAAAUAUUUCUCCCCUCUUCCAUUGGAUGGCAGAAAUUUCCUCUAUGGAAUGACCCAUUGUAAUACACUCUACCAGUUUUUCUAUAAUACCUGAUUACCAUUUGACAGAGAAUUUCAUUCAAGACCAACACUAUGACUUGGUAGUUGGAAUUCUAUCGGCACAAAGUAAUUUUUACUUGAGGGAAAGUUUACGUAAAACAUGGGUUGGCCACGCCCAGCAACACUCUCCUCUCAAAGAAAGGUAAGUUUUUACCACACAGUACAUCCGACUGGGCUCUUAACAUCUUAAGUUUGCUCAUAACAAAUUUUUUUGGAUCUGUUAUAAAGUAUAUAAGAAUAUACGGCUACAAAACGAAUACAUACAUAAUUGACGAAAAAUAUUGUAAGUAAAUAUUUUUUAUACAAUAUCUUUGAGGAUGGUUUGGAAAUAAAAUUGAAACACUGAACAACCUCCAAGACAAGCGUUAAGUUGUCAUGAAAAUAUUUUGUGCACUUAAAUUGGAUAAGACCACUGAGCUGUAUAAUAACUGGAGGACCUGCUCCUAUAUUUUGUUCAGUCAACGAAGUGUCGCCAAAAAAAUGACGGAUUUUGAUGAAAAAUGACGCCAUUUCCAUGACUAUAUACUGGUCCCUGAACAAGGUUCAAUUAUGGGCCCGCCACAGUUUUCACACCCCCCCCCCUGGUUUUUAUAAAAAUAUUUCAGCUUUUUGCAGUGAAUCCUUUUAUCCUUGUUGUUAAUUAAUAAUUUUCCCCCCAGGAUUUUGAUCAAAUUCAUCAUAUCAAAUGAGUCAUGCUCAAUACCUCCAGAGUUUAGAGUUGAUCCAUACAGAUGUGAAGAGAGUGUUCUGAAAGAUAUAGGUACAGAUUGAUUGACAUAAAUCCUAAAAACUAUACACUUUGUUUUGUACGGUAUGUCAUUGAUUUAUGUAUAUAAUACACUCUACCUAUAUCUAUUAUGCUUGCAGAUUUGGGAAAGGAACUCAUUGCUUAUCAAAUGCCAGAAGGCAUCACAUUGGGUUACCUUAAUGAAGGACCAGUUGGAAGAGACUUCAACGUAUGACACUAUGACUUAUUGUUAUAAUUUUUUUUUUAUAAUGGGCAACUUCAGCUAUAGACUAAAUUUUAAUCUAGGCAAGAAGAACAAAAUCCAUCACCACAGUUGGAAAGAGCGUGUUAAAAUGAGGAAAAUAUAGCCCUACGAAAUUUGCAAAUUUUGUAUUAACUUGUAUUACACAUGUACACAUGGGAAUUUGCACCACUUUCAGCUCAGAUGUGGUGCAUUUGCCUGUGCGUAAUUAUUGUGUGUAAUACAAAUUAAUACAAAAUUUGCAAUUUUUGUAGGGCCAUAUUUUCCUCAUUUUACAACAUUUUGCAACCAAACUUUACAAUUUUACUAAUUUUAACUGCAUGCUCUUUCUAGCUGUGGUGAUGGAUUUUGUUCUUCUUGCCUGGAUCAUGUUGUUAUAAAAUCAGAACCUUACAGUAAUCCCUGCUUCUUGUGGAGCAACUUAUAUCAGUUAAAUGCCAUUAUAAAUGGGAAUAAUUAAAGAUCAUGGUUUUUGCCAAUUUACUAUUUGGGAAAUUUGUACAAGGGUGGGUUGACUACAAUUUUUUUGUAGUUCGCUAUAACUACAGCUACUUCAAAAAUAUGUAGUCAGCUACAACUACUGCUACUUUUGAACAAAGGUAGUUCGCUACUGACUAUAUAGCUACUGCUUAAAAAAUGUAGCGAACUAUUUCGCUAUUUCGCUACGCCUACGCUAUAUUUUUUAGUUUUACUGUAUUUGGAGCAUUUAUACUAACUCAGACUGUAAUGUAACCUAUAACAAAUAGACUUACGAGUAACAACAGUAUAAACACAAAGCAACAUUUUUGUAAUCACUACGUACAGUGCUCAGGAGUGCAAAUUGACUAUUAAUUGAGUAUUGAUUUUAAGCAAACCGUAUCUCAAUAUCAUGCUAUUCUAUCAAGUUGUUAACAAUUUUUAAAAGUAGCGAAUAGCGAUUUGCUGUUUGAAAAGUAGUCAACUACUUGCUACUUUUAGGCAAAAUGUAGUUCGCUAUAACUACAGCUACUGUUUUAAAAAUGUAGUCAAAAACUACUGGCUACUUGAAAAUUGUAGUUCGCUACAGUAGCGAACUACAACUACUUCACUACUACCCACUCUUGAAUUUGUAAUAGUCAAUAAUCAAUGGUAAGAAUUUAGUUUUUAAUCCAUGGUUUCUACAUGUAUAUGGCAAAUCUUUAAAACCAUUCAAUCCAUUCAAAUAAAAUUAAAAUUAUUCCGAAAAAAAUGUGCAUAAUUAUAAAACACAAUUUUUUACAAUUGUAUAUAUAUAUUUCGAAUCUAUUUCGUUCAUCUUCAGUGGUUUAACAAUUUUACAAAGUUCAAUCAACCAGAAAAUGGUAUACUAAGAUAGUCUGAUCAAUUCUACUUUCUAUUUCAGGUGCUAUAUCCACUGGUCAUUACAAGUUUGGGUAUAUCUACCAAUGGCUUGAGUGAAAACAUUAACACCAAUACUACAGUUCGUCUAUUCGACAGAAUAUCUAAGGUUGGUACUUUCUACACAAGAACGAAACAAUGUCAAUGAACAUAUAUUCUUCCUUAUGCAAAUCUAUCUAGUAUCUAAGCACCAGAAAAUUAUUCUCUUGUAAUUUCUAUAGAAAGAAAUAGUCAGCGUCAACUUUACGGUUGAAAGUACUGGUACUCAAGUAAAUGGCAGCAGGUUUAAAACUGUCCCAAAUUAUAUUUUACCAAAGGUUCGCUUAUAAGUUUAGUUGGGAAAUUUAUAAACUGGUGACAUUAAAAGUGUUGGCAUAUUUUUGCAAGUUGUAACAUGUUUCUAAUGUUGCAUAAUGAACGGUGGUAUUUUUCAGGAUUUUCAAGCCAGUAUUGUCAUUGAAAAUUCCAAGUGUACCAGCCCUGGCUGCAGAAAAUGCGAAGAAUUUACUGAUAUUCAGGAUAACGGCGGGCUAUUUAAAACGCUCAAGGUACCGUCGACAAUAAUUUUUGACCCAAAUCACAUGCAUUGGCCUUGGAAAAUGGAAUGGAAUUCGGAAACGGUAAUUACGUCACGACUAACACUGUUUUCAACUUAGGACCACCUUAAAUAGAAUGGAUUUUAAGUUUGUUUCUCACGGGCUAUGGUAAGAGCAGCAGACUUGAAAUCUAUUCCAUUUAAGGUGGUCCUAGGUUGAAAACAGUGUAGUUGUGACGCAAUUACUGGAAAGGUCUAUUCGGUAAGAAUGUUUUAAAGACUGCGAGCUGUUUUUAAGAAUGAAUGUUUCAGUAUACAAGAAUCUUAGAUAUAGACGCUUUUGUAGGUAAGAAGAUUUAGCAGUGAUGGUGGUAGUUUUCCAGAAAUCGAAGAGACCACGCCAGAUGAAAGAUGUGUACACGGCACAGGAACCUUUAUGUAUCUCGCGUAUGGUAAGCAUAGAUCCGGAGCGAGGGGAAAUUCGGCGAAAUAUUACCGAACUGAUGAUAUUUCCCGGCCGAGGGCGGUACUCCGAGAAAAAUAGGAGUACCUUACGAUUUUAGGACAGCAACGCGACGGCAACGGCUACAAUUGAAAAGAAUUGAGUAAUUACAAUAUAUGAAUAAUUUAGACAUUCUCCUCGCUCUGUUUACAACGCUAGAUCACAGAUUUUCACGUCUUGAUACAACGGCUGCAUUCCAAACCACAACAAGUGCAACUUCAAACUGGGUUUAGCAGAACUCUUCCCAGCCAUAAAACCCAUGUCUUCAUCUUCUAAAACUGUAUUAAAUUCAUACGAUUGACAAUAUACGACGAACUAUCUUUACUACCAUUUAUUUGAAGGAGUUUGUUUUGGCCGUCGCGUUGCCGUCCUAAAAUCGUAAGGUCUCUAAUACAAGUAUCGUCACUGAGCGAAGGUAAUAUUUCUCCGAGUGAAAUAAUAAUACCAUAAAUGAUUUAUUAUACCUUAUUAAUUUGAAAAUAAACUAAUGUAAAUAACUCUAGGUGGAUAGUAUGUUUUCUAUGUUUAGGUGAGUUUUUGCCGCUUUCCUUUUAAACUAUUAACGUGGAUCCUUCGCGGAUAAAACGCUUAAAACUCGUAACUCUUCAUGUUGUCGGAAAUAAUAAUGUAUUCGUGAUCGUGAUCUUCACGAAUUAUAUCACAAACAAAUAUUAUUUCCUGCUAUGAUGUACAUACACCAUAUAGACAGUGCAUACAUUUACCAUCAAUACCCCAUCAAACACUGCUCCAUCGCUAUUUCAGAUGCUGCUCCAGGGAAGAGCCUCACCAAAGAAGAAAGACAAGACAGAGUCUUGGAAUGGCAGCAAUUGAAACAGGAGGAAAAUGUUCGUCUGCAAGAAGAGAGCAAGAAGUUUUCUGAUGUACUUUUUGUUCCUAAUGUUGAUGUUUACAGAAAUCUUCCAUCACAGUUGUUGGGAUUUUAUCGUUGGUACGAAACUCAUACUGAGCCUGUUUUUGUUUGAUGGGGCGAGGGGGAUGAGAGGGGUUGGAAGGUUGAGGUUUUUACAUUCCGUGCACUUGAGUAGGAGGUCGGCAUUCAAUCGGAAAUGCAAGUCUAAACGCCAAGAUGUCAACGAUCCAGGGGGGGGGGGGGAUUUUUGGCCAAAUCUAAUUCUCAGCAGAAUUGUCUUUUUCCAACAGCCGCAGACAACUGCUUAAAUGGCAUCAAUUAACUUUGUCUUCACAGGAUUGCAGAAAAUGUGCCAUUUUCCUUCGCACUCAAAACAGAUGAUGACUGUUUUGUGGAUUUAGAAAACAUUCUUCAGGUAAGCAAGUUUUAUCAACUUCACUUCGUUGGGCGACAACGUUCUCGAGCAUAUAAAGAGCCUCUCAAACCGUCGCUAUAAUGUAUGCCGAAAACAGGCGUACCUUAUAGCAACAUGCAAACCGUGACUAUAAGGUAUGCCGAAAACAAGCGUACAUUAUAACCACAAGCCGUGGCUAUAAGGUAUACCGAAAACAAGCGUACCUUACAGCAACAAGCCGUGGCUAUAAGUUAUGCCGAAAACAAGCGUACCUUAUAACCACAAGCCGUGGCUAUAGGGUAUGCCGAAAACUGGCUAACAAGUUGUGAGUGAGAACCUUGCAGCAAUGUCGCAAUUUGUUGACAGGUUUGCGAAGAACAAAAUAGAUCGGCACGAGAAAUGGAAUUAAUUGUGUUCCCAAUAUGGUUUUUAUAGGAAAUGGAAGAGUACAAGUUAAAGAACAAAUCCAAACUCUGGUGGAGCAGGUAAUGCGAUUAGCUUUUGUUGACAAAACACUUCAAAAACAAAUUGAAAUUUUCAACAACAGUAAUGGCACCUAAAAUGCUUCAUUUUUAAAAUGUUUUUUUUCUUAUUCUUUGCUAUUGUUUUUUUAUUUACCAGCUUUCGUUCCGACUGGCUUAUUGAACGCCAGGGGAAAUGGGCUGAGCCCGACUAUCCGGGUGUGACGUACCCAACCUUCGCCUGCGGUGCGGGCAAUGUACUCUCGGCUGACCUUGUUCAUUGGUUAGCGGGAAAUGCAGAUUCGCUGAAACGCUACCAGGUAAUUUCACAUUCCUAAAGUGGUAGAAAUUUACAGCGUUAGUACAUGUAGCAUGUGCCUUUACCGCUGUGGCAGAGGUUUGAUUCUUGCGCUGUGAAGGUUUCUUCAAUAGUAGAGACACCACUAAGUGGGGUGUGCACCCCCUGUACCCGUAUGGUAGAUCUGCCCCUGGGGAUGACCCUUGCUGAGCCUCUAGGGAGACCAGUGUAGAACUGAUGAAGAUUCAGUAUGAAGUUACUUUAUUAGAAAGGGAAUCAAAUCCAUGUUUCAUAUUGUACUUUAGGGCGAAGAUGUCUCUAUGGGUAUUUGGUUAUCGGCUGUUGGGCCAACUUUAUAUAAGG
Molecule: messenger RNA, 6919 nt
Organism: Paramuricea clavata
Lineage: Eukaryota; Metazoa; Cnidaria; Anthozoa; Malacalcyonacea; Plexauridae
Source: the annotation of a GenBank genome assembly